AUGAAGUUUGAGAUUUGUUUGCUCCUGGGGGCGCUAGUGGCGUUGGGGAGUUGCGAGGAGUCGGGAGCCGAGAAAAAGACGGAGAAGCGGGGUAUUCAUUACGGGGACUACGGGCACCACCAGCACGAGCACCAUGAGCACGUCAAGACGGUCGAGGUGAUCAAGAAAGUGCCCGUGCCGGUCGAGCACAUCAAACACGUACCCUACGAUGUCAUCAAGCACGUUCCCGUCGAAGUCAAAGUACCGGUGCCCCAGCCUUACACGGUUGAAAAGCACGUCCCCUAUCCCGUGAAAGUUUUCGUCAAAGUACCAGUACAUGUGCCACAACCGUACGUCGUCGAGAAAAAAAUACCGUACGAGGUCAAAGUCCCUGUAGACAAACCAUACGUAGAAAAAGUACUUGUCCCCAAGCCCUAUGAGGUCAUCAAGCAUAUACCGGUCGAGGUGAAAGUACCUGUUCCGCAGCCUUACACCGUCGAAAAGCACGUGCCGUACCCAGUGAAAGUGAAGGUCCCAGUUCCGCAACCAUACGACGUGAUCAAGCACGUCCCUGUCGAAGUCAAAGUUGACAAACCAGUGCCCUACCCAGUCCCGGUCCCUAAGCCGUACCCCGUCGUUAAACAUGUUCCACAGCCUUACACCGUCGAAAAGCAUGUGCCGUAUGAAGUCAAGGUACCUGUUGAAAAGAAGUACACCGUUGAAGUACCAAAACCAUACCCCGUUGAAAUCAAGGUACCAGUCCCGAAGCCAUACACGGUUUACGAGCAUAAGGAAGUUAUCGUCGAGAAAAAGGUCCCCGUCGAAGUGAAGCAUUACGUUGACAGGCCGUACUACGUAGAAAAGGAAGUUCCCGUUCCAGUGGAAAAGGAGGUUCCCUACGCGGUGCCGUACCCAGUCCACGUGCCCAUCAAGCACGAGCACCACCACGAGCACCACGCGGAGGGCGGCUUCGAGCCCAGCUACGGCCACUACGAGCACCACCACUAG
Copidosoma floridanum is the source of this 987-nucleotide messenger RNA. RefSeq names its product chitin-binding protein vajk4 (gene Vajk4). The record is from RefSeq and is a predicted model, not a curated record. Lineage: Eukaryota; Metazoa; Arthropoda; Insecta; Hymenoptera; Encyrtidae.